Aureobasidium musti is the source of this 1029-nucleotide messenger RNA. The record is from the annotation of a GenBank genome assembly. Lineage: Eukaryota; Fungi; Ascomycota; Dothideomycetes; Dothideales; Saccotheciaceae.
UCGCGCGAGCACCACGACGGCAGCAGCGGCCGCGCCUUUACCGCAGACCAAAAGGCCGCCGUCGUCCGCGUCCGCAAAUGCAGUCCCACCGCCUUCUACGACAUCCUCGGUCUCGAGUCCGUAAAAUCCACAGCCACAGAAUCAGAAAUCAAGAAAGCGUACCGCAAGCUCAGUCUGCUCACGCAUCCGGACAAGAAUGGCUAUGCUGGUGCAGACGAGGCUUUCAAGAUGGUUGCUCGCGCUUUUGCUGUCUUGAGCGAUGCGGAUAAGAAGGCCAAGUUUGAUCGCUUUGGAGGGGAUCCUGAUAGCAGGUUCCAGGGUGCGAGUGCUAGUUCGGCGAGUCCCUUUUCGGGCGGUGGUGCUACGAGGAGGGGUCCUGGUGGUGGUGGCAUGUUUGAUGAUGAGAUUAGUCCGGAAGAUCUGUUCCGUCAGUUCUUUGGUGGUGGUGGUAUGGGCAUGGGUGGUGGUGGUUUCGGAGGAGGUGGACUCUUCGACGGCCCAGGCUUUGUCUUCAACAUGGGAGGAGGCCCUGGUGUACGUGUUCAUCAAUUCGGCGGCGGUGCACCGCGACGACGGCCCCAAGCAGCCAGAGAUCCCAACCAACCGCCUCCGUCCCUCCNNCUUCAAUCAUUACAAUCUCUCCUCCCGUUACUCCUCCUCUUCAUCUUCCCUCUUCUCUCAGGUCUCUUCUCUGGAAACGGCACACCUUCAGGUCCUUCAGUGCGUCUAGCACCCGAACCGCCAUACACCCAACAUCACACUUCUGGCGGAAUCGGCGUUUCAUACUAUGUCAACCCACGCGAGGUAGCCGACAUCUCGGCUCGGAAAUGGAAAGCGUUGGAUGACAGAGCAGAUAAACAAUAUCUUCACGAAUUGUCCGUUGAUUGCGAGGUGCAGCAGGACACAAGGCGGCGAAUGUUCCAACAGGCCUCAGGUUUCUUCUUUACCGACCAGGAACAGUUGCAAAAAGCUAGGGUUUAUAAGAUGCCUUCUUGUCAGAGGUUGAACGAAUUAGGCUACAGGACUUGA